This is a messenger RNA of Adelges cooleyi (spruce gall adelgid), 568 nucleotides long. RefSeq lists its product as uncharacterized. The record is from RefSeq and is a predicted model, not a curated record. NCBI's taxonomy places the organism in Eukaryota, Metazoa, Arthropoda, Insecta, Hemiptera, Adelgidae. The coding region runs from base 126 to 380 and encodes 84 amino acids. The transcript has 3 exons.
CUGCAAACCGUAUAUAAGUAUAGGCGCUCAACACUAGUGACAACUCGUUACUCGUUGGUCAGUAAUCGUGAUCGAGAACCAAAUAUAACAUAAUACCAGCUGUCCAGAAUAAAAGCUGUUUGAAAAUGAAGACCUCCGUAUCCGCUGUAAUUUUCUUGGCUCUUCUCUCAGUCACCGCAGCAGCUCCUUCUUUCGGAUGGGGUAAACACGAACACUAUGUAAUUCACGUGCCAUACUACGUGCACAAAGAGCCCGUUUACAUCAAGAAGCCCGUGUACAUCGAAAAACCCGUUUACAUCAAGUCCUACGAUCAUUACCAUCACGACGAUCAUUACGACCAUCAUCACGACCAUCAUCAUUACGACAGCCACUGGUACUGAGUUCAGUAACCCCGUUUGAUAAGUCUACAUUUUCCCCCCUAUAUGUAUAACAAUGUAAUUAUUGUAAAGUGUUAAUAGCUACCUAUAAUUCCUUGUUAAUCUGUUUUGUUUUUCGCUGUGAAAUACUCUAAGCUACGACUUAUAAAUAUUAGAAUUAUAAUACAUCAACCGCACUGUUUAUUUCUAAA